AUGGACAACCAAUCGGAUGUCGAGGCUCCUGGGCUGCUCUGCGUCAACUCGUACAACAACCUCAGCUGCUCGAGCCCUCGGCUGCCCGCGACCCAGCGCACUCUCGCUCUGGUGGUGCUCAUCUCGUUCAGCGCCUGCACCGUCGUGGGAAACUCGCUCAUCGUCCUCUCCAUCCUCUACUUCCGGCAGCUGCAGACGCGCACCAACGCCUUCACGCUCUCCCUCGCCCUCGCCGACAUGCUCGUGGGCCUGCUGGUGAUGCCCUACAGCAUGAUGCGCGCCGUCUACAGCUGCUGGUUCUACGGCAGCUUCUUCUGCAAGGUGCACACGUGGUUCGACUUCACGUUCACGUCGUCGUCCGUCAUCCACCUCAGCUGCAUUUCCAUCGACCGCUACAUCGCCAUCAGCGACCCGCUGCGAUACCCGAAGCGGCUCGGGCCGCCGAAGGUGGCGCUGAUGCUGGUGGUCUGCUGGAGCACCACACUGGCCUACGGGCUGCCGUUCUUCUCCGGCUGGACCGUGCUCGGGAUCGAGGAGGUGAUCGCGCGGGGCUCGUGCCGGGACGCGUGCCCGGUGGUGGGCAACAUGGCCUUUGCCUUCACGAACGCCUUCUUCGCCUAUCUCAUCCCGCUCUGCAUCAUGGUCACCUCCUACGCCAAGAUAUUCCGCAUUGCCCGCGAGCAGGCGCACAAGAUCCGCGCCAACAGCGCGCACGACCCCGGUGUCGAGUCCUCCUCAUCCUCCGCCCGCCAGCAGUGGGCGGCGAUGAAGCGAGAGCACAACGCCACGAAGACACUCGGAAUCAUCAUGGGAGUCUUCCUGCUCUUCUGGUUGCCCUAUUGCUCCGUGGCGGUGAUCGACCCGAUAAUUGGCUACCAGACGAGCGCCACGAGCUGGGACGUGGCCAACUGGAUCGCGUACGUGAACUCGGCCAUAAACCCCGUGCUCUUCGCCUCCUUCAACCGUUCCUUCCGCGGUGCCUUCCGGCUCAUCUUCACCUGCCGGGUCUCCUCGUCCACCUACCGGAACGCCGAUCUGUUCAACCUGAACGACUCGGCCAAUUGA
This is a messenger RNA of Lethenteron reissneri (Far Eastern brook lamprey), 1065 nucleotides long. Its product is annotated as trace amine-associated receptor 7g-like. The record is from RefSeq and is a predicted model, not a curated record. Gene Ontology annotation, molecular function: trace-amine receptor activity. Lineage: Eukaryota; Metazoa; Chordata; Hyperoartia; Petromyzontiformes; Petromyzontidae. Gene Ontology annotation, biological process: G protein-coupled receptor signaling pathway. Gene Ontology annotation, cellular component: membrane.